Messenger RNA from Caenorhabditis remanei, 348 nucleotides. RefSeq lists its product as uncharacterized. The transcript is spliced from 3 exons. Lineage: Eukaryota; Metazoa; Nematoda; Chromadorea; Rhabditida; Rhabditidae. The record is from RefSeq and is a predicted model, not a curated record. The coding region runs from base 1 to 348 and encodes 115 amino acids.
AUGUCUCCCAAUCCAUUUCUCCGUGAAGAAGUUGAAGAUCGCAACACAUUCUAUCUUGGAAUUUGUAUUCUUUUCGGAUGGAUGGCCUUCGUUUUAAUUUGUGCAAGACCAACUUUGUUCCGAGACUAUCUCAAAAAAUGGUUCAAACCAGAUGGAGAUAUAUGUACUGAGAAAAUUCGGAAAGCAGAAGCACGUCUUCAAGAAACUCUUCGUCUUGCUCAGAAACCAUCAAAUUUUUUGGUUGAUCAAGCUGCUGUAAUGUCUGCAAUGGCUACUCGAUCAGACAAAAAUGAGACUCGAAUAACUCUCGGUUUGGUGGAAGAAGAGGAUGAAGAAGAUAUUUCAUGA